AUGUCAAAGCCAGCACCAGGUCACAAGGAUGCCGUCUACCAUACCCAGUGCACGGGACAGGCGCUUGAGACGGUGAAAACUCAUUCGUCUCCAGCGGAGCAGACUUUGUUCGGAGCCUGUUUUUGUCCAUUCGUGCAUCGGGUAUGGAUCGCUCUUGAAUAUCUUGGAGUGCCUUACCAGUAUCGCGAGGUCGAUCCCUACAAGAAACUAGCAGAUCUGCUUGAGCUGAAUCCUAAAGGUCUCGUACCAGCGCUCAAGCUAUCGAAUGGCAAAGGCUUAGCCGAGUCCAGCGUGAUCUUGGAGUACAUCGACGAGAAGUAUGGUGGAGGUAAAGAAGGCAAGUCGCUGCUGCCCCCCUUGUCUAAUCCAUACGAGCGAGCCGUCUACCGCCUAGCAGUCGACAAGGCGAAUCGAAAUCUCAUUCCUUCCUUCUACCGCUAUCUGCAGGCGCAAGAAGUCGAAAAGCAGCUCGAAGGAGCCAAAGAAUUCACAUCGCACCUGAGCGACUUUGUACGUUCCAUGUCGUCCUCUGGCUCGGUAGGCUUUUGGGACGGCAAGGCGCUUUCCAUUGUCGACUGCACGGUAGCUCCUUGGCUGUAUCGAGCGACCAAUGUGCUGCGACACUUUCGAGGCUUUGAGCCCGAACAGCUACUUGAGCCCGAUGUAAUGGAGAGAUGGACUAAGUGGAGAGACGCCGUCUUUGAUCUCGACGCUUUCAAGGCUACCACUUCGACAGACGAUCUAUACCUCGACUCGUAUGUGCGCUACGCUCAGAACCGCCCCAUGACGUCCCAGGUGGCCGAGGCAAUUAACAAGGGUCGAGGCCUUCCUUGA
Mycosarcoma maydis (corn smut) is the source of this 834-nucleotide messenger RNA. RefSeq lists its product as uncharacterized. The record is from RefSeq and is a predicted model, not a curated record. Gene Ontology annotation, cellular component: cytoplasm. The transcript is spliced from 3 exons. NCBI's taxonomy places the organism in Eukaryota, Fungi, Basidiomycota, Ustilaginomycetes, Ustilaginales. The coding region runs from base 1 to 834 and encodes 277 amino acids.